GGCAAGAUGGCUGCUGAGAAGCAGGUCCCGGGUGGAGGUGGUGGCGGCGGCGGCGGCAGCGGCGGCGGCGGCGGUAGCGGCGGUGGACGCGGCGCCGGAGGAGACGAGAAUAAAGAAAACGAACGCCCUUCAGCCGGAUCGAAGGCAAACAGAGAAUUCGGGGAUAGCCUGAGUUUGGAGAUUCUUCAGAUUAUUAAGGAGUCCCAGCAGCAGCAUGGCUUACGGCAUGGAGACUUCCAGCGGUACAGGGGCUACUGCUCUCGAAGACAAAGGCGUCUCCGGAAAACACUCAACUUUAAGAUGGGGAACCGACACAAAUUCACCGGAAAGAAAGUAACCGAGGAGCUCCUGACUGAUAACAGGUACUUGCUGCUGGUUCUGAUGGAUGCAGAAAGAGCCUGGAGCUAUGCCAUGCAACUCAAACAGGAAGCCAACACCGAGCCUCGAAAACGGUUUCACCUGCUGUCUCGCCUUCGCAAAGCUGUGAAGCAUGCCGAGGAACUGGAACGCUUGUGUGAGAGCAACCGCGUGGAUGCCAAGACCAAGCUAGAGGCUCAGGCCUACACAGCUUACCUCUCAGGAAUGCUGCGCUUUGAACAUCAAGAAUGGAAAGCUGCCAUUGAGGCUUUUAACAAGUGCAAAACUAUCUAUGAGAAGCUGGCCAGUGCGUUCACAGAGGAGCAGGCUGUGCUGUACAACCAGCGUGUGGAAGAGAUCUCGCCCAACAUCCGCUACUGUGCUUACAACAUAGGGGACCAGUCAGCUAUCAAUGAACUCAUGCAGAUGAGACUGAGGUCUGGGGGCACAGAGGGGCUCCUUGCUGAGAAACUGGAGGCCUUGAUCACUCAGACUCGAGCCAAGCAGGCGGCUACCAUGAGUGAGGUGGAGUGGAGGGGGAGGACGGUUCCGGUGAAGAUCGACAAGGUGCGGAUCUUCUUACUGGGACUGGCCGACAAUGAAGCUGCAAUUGUCCAGGCUGAAAGUGAAGAAACAAAGGAGCGGCUGUUCGAGUCCAUGCUCAGUGAGUGCCGAGAUGCCCUGCAGGCCGUGCGGGAAGAGCUCAAGCCUGACCAGAAACAGAGAGAUUAUACCCUUGAUGGAGAGUCGGGAAAGGUUUCUAAUCUCCAGUACCUGCACAGCUACCUGACCUACAUCAAGCUGUCAACAGCCAUCAGGAGGAACGAGAACAUGGCUAAAGGGCUGCACAGGGCUCUGCUGCAGCAGCAGCCAGAAGACGACAGCAAGCGCUCUCCCAGGCCUCAGGACCUCAUCCGGCUCUAUGACAUCAUUCUGCAGAAUCUGGUGGAAUUGCUGCAGCUUCCUGGCUUAGAAGAGGAUAGAACCUUCCAGAAAGAGAUAAGCCUCAAGACCCUGGUGUUCAAAGCUUACAGGUGUUUUUUCAUUGCUCAGUCCUACGUGCUGGUGAAGAAGUGGAGCGAAGCCCUCGUGCUCUAUGACAGGGUUCUGAAGUACGCAAAUGAAGUCAGUUCUGAUGGGGGCGCCUUCAAGAACAGCCUGAAGGACCUGCCUGAUGUGCAAGAGCUCAUCACUCAAGUGCGGUCGGAGAAGUGCUCGCUGCAGGCUGCAGCCAUCCUGGAUGCAAACGACUCCCAUCAAGCAGAGCCAUCUUCUCAAGUCAAAGACAAUAAGCCUCUGGUUGAACGGUUUGAGACCUUUUGCCUGGACCCUGCCCUCGUCACCAAGCAAGCCAACCUCGUGCACUUCCCACCAGGAUUCCAGCCCAUCCCCUGCAAGCCUUUAUUCUUUGACCUGGCCCUCAACCAUGUGGCCUUCCCACCUCUCGAGGACAAGUUGGAGCAGAAGACCAAGAGUGGCCUCACAGGAUACAUCAAGGGCAUCUUUGGAUUCAGGAGCUAACCAGGCUCUUCCUCGGGGGCAGGGAGGCCCUGACUUACUCUAUAUUGUGAGACAGACCCAGCAAGUUCCAUGGCAUUAAAUCCAGGUCUGCAAAUGGCUGGCGGGCAAAGCUCAGCAUCUCAGCCCUGAGUCCCUACAUCUUGUGUGUUUGUGACUUACUUUCAUAACCUGUCAUCUGCUGGGCCCAGAGUCGGGGUCUCUGUCCCCUGUGCCUCCUGGGGACUACUGCUGUCCUAGCCCUUGUAAGCCAUGGCUGAUCACUUUUGGUCAAUGUGUUUGGGAGUUCCAUACCAGACUCGGGGGAUCUUGGGAGUGUUUGUCCUCGGUCCUCGGUCCCAUGGAUUUGAAACAAACUCCUCCUCUCUCUGAGCAUCCAGAAUCCCCUGAAGUCUGUCAGUGGCUGAAGCAUGGGCAGUGUACCCCAGGAUUAUGGUCAGCCUUACCCCUCCUCUGAGAACAAGCAGAGCUCUCUAUUUUUAACUAUGUUACACAUAAACAAUGAAACCAAAUCUUCUAUUAAAAGACAAAGAUGAUGGAGACUGUGCCCAUUCUUUCCUCAGCGGCCGCGAGGGCAGGUGCGUCCUGCCUGGCCAGCCCAGCUGCUGCCAGAGUGCCCAUCUGUGAGUGCAGAUGCCAUCCCACUUCCGUCCUCUUCCUCCAUACCCUGUCGCUGUUUUCUGUGGACAUACUUUUCUCUAAUUUCUGCUACAGCAUCAGUAAUGGACAUCCCAACAAGCAGUGUAAGAAAGAAUAAACCUCUGGAGUCCCUUUGGAGAGCAAAGGUUCUUUGUUCUACCGUGGAGGGGGAAUCCACCAGGAAUGAAAUGUUGGCUCCAUGUGGUUCAGACCAGAACACACUGGAUGGAGCAAGGGCAGACUGUAUCCCAGCAUGCAUACCUGCAUACCGGGUGGAGGAAACAUGCCGGGGUUCCGGAGACGCCCUAGGCAAUUGCUUGGGCAUCAGGGAGCCUCGAAGCAGUUUAUUAUGUAUAAUUUUGUCUGUUCUGGGACUCAUUAUUUUUUUUUUGUUUUGAAGUUUAACAAUCUGCUUGUGAUUUAAGAAUUUCCUUUGCCCCUCUGCCUCCCUCCCUUCCCUCGCUCUGAAGAUAGAGCAAGAUGGCUGACAAGAGCUGACAGCUGGCUUUAGUACAACGUGCGAGGGGGUGCCAGGUCAUAUAAUUUUCUUUGGGGAUUGGUGAUGGAGCCCAGGUCCUGCACACACUGGGUCUGCCCUACUCCUUGGUGCUGCAGCAGCACAGGCUGCGGCCAUGGCUCUGUGUUGGAUAGAGGGCUACUCAA
Chionomys nivalis (European snow vole) is the source of this 3177-nucleotide messenger RNA. It is a transcript of the gene Srp68, whose product is annotated as signal recognition particle 68. The record is from RefSeq and is a predicted model, not a curated record. Gene Ontology annotation, biological process: SRP-dependent cotranslational protein targeting to membrane. Lineage: Eukaryota; Metazoa; Chordata; Mammalia; Rodentia; Cricetidae. Gene Ontology annotation, cellular component: signal recognition particle, endoplasmic reticulum targeting. Gene Ontology annotation, molecular function: signal recognition particle binding; 7S RNA binding; endoplasmic reticulum signal sequence receptor activity. The coding region runs from base 7 to 1878 and encodes 623 amino acids. The transcript is spliced from 16 exons.